Symbiodinium sp. CCMP2456 is the source of this 918-nucleotide messenger RNA. The record is from the annotation of a GenBank genome assembly. Lineage: Eukaryota; Dinophyceae; Suessiales; Symbiodiniaceae.
AUGAAAAGAAUUGCUUCGGGACUGCUCGUGAUACUGAUGUUCACGAGCCCUUGUUGGUCUCAAGAGACAGAACCUGCUCCUCCGGCUGCCCCUGAGGCUCCGGCCGGGGAAAGCUCGCCGAUGCCAGAGCCGGAACCGACGGCGGAUGCGGAAACGUUGAGCGUGGGAGAGGCAACCGUUGAGAUUGAAUUCGUGCUUAACGAGGACGAGUCGGCCAUUUUGAAGGCGAUCGAGUCGUACGCCGAGGCGUUCAACAAGGGAGAUGCCAAAGCAUUGGCCCAGCACUGGACCGUUGAUGGCGAGUUUGUAACUCCAUUUGGCGAUGUCUUGAAAGGACGAGCGGCGCUGGAAGAAGACUUUACGGCGUACUUUGAACAGAAUGCCGGGGUCAAGUUGGAGCUAGUGGAUACGCAAAUCAAAUUGCUUUCGCCGCACGUUGCCUCGGAAACGGGAGUGGCUCGCGUUCUGCUACCAGAGCAAGAGCCGAGCGAAACGAUUUACGAAGCCUUUCACGUGAAAACGGCAGAAGGCUGGCGAAUCGAUAGCGUUAAGGAAGACGCGCCUGCUGAACCUGCCCCUAGUCAUUACGAACGUUUGCAGCCGCUUCAAUGGAUGAUUGGGACGUGGGUAGACGACUCGGAAGAUGACGUGACGGUUGAAACGAGUAGCCGCUGGACGACGAACCAAAACUUCAUUGUGCGGACAUUCCGCGUGUUCAUGGAUGGUGUCGUCGACUUUGAAGGAAGCCGUUGGACGGUUCAAUCACUCAACGUCCUGCCUGACGGACGACGCGGAUCUUCGACGAAUAUCUAUGACUUGGUCGACGAGAAUACUGUGCAGUUCAAAACAAUCGGACGUCAAGUCGACGGUGAACUGCUUCCCAACGUUUCUUCGAUCACCAUCAUCCGCGCUGAGUAG